UCAAUUGUUUGUCACGGCUCGAUAGGAUAAAAUUGCAUAGUGCAUUGAAGAUAGGUUCAUUAGUUUUGUAUUUCUCAAACAAGAAAUACUUGAUUGUUUCAUGUAUUUGUGUAUUUUGUGAAUCACGGUGCAAACGUAUUCUAGAAAAAGUCGUGUUGCGGAAAUAUUAGUGUAAAUCAUUUCUAGUUCAGCUAGUUUUCAUCAACCAUUCUAGUUCCGAACUGUUUGUAGGACCGACCAUUUUGUGUUUCAUAACAUCAAUAUGUUGCCACCUCUAUUCCAAAUGGAUGAUUAUGAAACGUGCAUACAGAAUGAAAACUUGUACUGCAAACUCAAAGUGAAUCUUCAAGGCUCCAACAACAAUAGUGAAGUAUGGAAAUAUAUAGAAGAUUCUAUACAAGACGUAUACAAAUUUCGUCGGGAUAUCCUUUGGAGAAACCUCUGUAUUCCAAAAUAUACAGCAUAUAAUAAUCAGUCAAUCAAGGAAUAUUCAUAUGCUCUGAUUAACAAGGAAAUUAGACAUUUGAACUUGACUUCAUCAGCAGACGUUAUGAUUUGUACCAAUGGAAUUAUCACUAGGUCGUAUUUUGAUUACUAUAUACUGAUUGCUGUAAUAUUAUAUGGUUUCCUAGUAGCAUUUUCAACGCUUCUAGAUGUUCGAAGCAAAAAUAUUCAAGAAG
Leptinotarsa decemlineata (Colorado potato beetle) is the source of this 680-nucleotide messenger RNA. RefSeq names its product O-acyltransferase like protein. The record is from RefSeq and is a predicted model, not a curated record. Lineage: Eukaryota; Metazoa; Arthropoda; Insecta; Coleoptera; Chrysomelidae. Gene Ontology annotation, molecular function: acyltransferase activity, transferring groups other than amino-acyl groups.